AUGAAGAUGUCCUUCGAGUCCGAGAUCGGCGCGCAGCCCCCCCUCGGAUUCUGGGACCCGCUCGGCCUCCUCGAGGACGCGGACCAGGAGCGGUUCGAGCGCCUCCGGUACGUGGAGGUGAAGCACGGCCGCAUCGCUAUGCUCGCCAUCGCCGGUCACCUGACCCAGCAGAACACCCGCCUGCCCGGCAUGCUCUCCAACUCGGCCAACCUGUCCUUCGCGGACAUGCCCAACGGCGUCGCCGCCCUCUCCAAGAUCCCCCCGGCGGGCCUCGCCCAGAUCUUCGCGUUCAUCGGCUUCCUCGAGCUGGCCGUGAUGAAGAACGUGGAGGGCUCCUUCCCGGGUGACUUCACCCUCGGCGGCAACCCCUUCGGCUCCUCGUGGGACGCCAUGUCCGAGGAGACCCAGGCCUCCAAGCGCGCGAUCGAGCUCAACAACGGCCGCGCCGCGCAGAUGGGCAUCCUCGCCCUCAUGGUGCACGAGGAGCUCAACAACAAGCCGUACGUCAUCAACGACCUCCUCGGCGCGGGCUACAACUUCAACUAGGCUACGAUAGACACACGUUCUUCGGACUGUCACUCCAGCCACUACCCCUUACGCAGCCUGUUGGGUAGUUAUUAGUUUCUGUCCCAGUUUGUCAAGGGAGUGUGGUUAGCGGCAUGUUCGUUUAGCCCACUUUUUUUUUGAGAGGCUGACUUCGCGUUUUGGUCGAAAUAUCUAAAGGCGAGGGAGGAGUUUUUCUGCUCUCUUGUCGUUUUCCACAAGCUUGGCUGGCGGCACGCCCGCGCUGCGUGCUUUGAACAUGACGCGCAACAAUAUAUCGUUGUGUGUUUUUUCGGCCCCACUGCUGUUAUGCCGUUAAUUUUUGUCGGCUGGGUGGGGUCGGGGGCUUUCGUGCGACGUGGGCGCUCUGUGGCGCGUGGUUAGUAAAAUGAGCGAGUGCCCCCCUGUUCGCGACCCCGCUUUCUUGUGUAGGUUAGUAGCGGUGUGCGUUCGUGCCCGACUGCAAACUUGCCUUGUGUAACAGCGCUAUUACGGCCGUGCGUUGUCGACUGAAGUGGCUUUUCUUGUG
Messenger RNA from Ectocarpus sp. CCAP 1310/34, 1072 nucleotides. The record is from the annotation of a GenBank genome assembly. Lineage: Eukaryota; Phaeophyceae; Ectocarpales; Ectocarpaceae.